Molecule: messenger RNA, 4419 nt
Organism: Xenopus laevis (African clawed frog)
Lineage: Eukaryota; Metazoa; Chordata; Amphibia; Anura; Pipidae
Gene: ptchd1.S
Product: patched domain containing 1 S homeolog
Exons: 4
Coding region: 984-3728 (914 amino acids)
Biological process (GO): cognition; chemical synaptic transmission
Cellular component (GO): membrane; plasma membrane; synapse
Source: RefSeq, a predicted model, not a curated record
AGCAGCAGCAGCAGCUGGUCGUUGCGUCUGGCAACAAUCGCAGAGACAGCGAGAAAUAAUGACCAAGAGGCGAAUGCCAAUCCUGAAAGUAUUUCAUGAUGCAACCUACCUGCUGGGAGAAUUCCUGCCUGAGCCUUACUAUUAUGCAAGAGGAGAUGCAGCUGCACGUUGGCAGUGACUAUACAUAUAAAUGAUGUGCUAAAUAAUCGCCUGAGACCAAUGAAAUACACAAAAUUGUAUCUAUGUGGUGAUCUUUCCAAUGCAACCAUGAAGCAGGUAUAUUCCCAUCUCUGGCUGAGACCCUAUCAACUACCGAUGGGCUUCUAAGAGGGGAGUCAGGGAAGAGGCUUAUUUAAAUUUUAUAUUCAUUAUAUUGUCAAGUCUACUGGCUCCUAAUCUGUCUUCAUUGUCGCUGGGAUUGCUCCUCUUGUGCUGCCGAGUCAUCAUGGGACUAACCUAAAGUGUUGAGAGACUUUCCAUCACCGGUUGCUGCAAGAUGGUUAAAUGAACAGCUGGGAAGUGACCCUCACCUGGACCUUCAUGGAUCUUCAUUGCCAUAGGAAUAUGGGACGCUGAUCCUUGGGCGAUUAAAAAAAAAAAAAAAAAACAGUUUAAAAUCAACUUUCCUAACUGUCACUACAGUGACUGAUCAGUUGCAGGUAGUUCUAAUGAAUUAACCCAGCAAGAGCCGCUUCCUUCAGGAGGAUGAUGAUGAUGAGGAUUGAGUAACGGUGCAAAGUCUCUAAUAUGCUUUUAAACUCACCUGUGACACUGGGAAGUGAAAGAUUUGCAAGGACACUAAUCUUUCAGCCACACUUUAUAUUGCACCUCUUCUGUUUUCAUUUAGUGAGAAUUGAGCAGCCAGAGAGUGAGAGAUCUUUUCACACACAGAGACUACUAAUGGUUUAUGUUCUUGAGCAUCAUAUUAUUUCCCCCCUCUUGUGUUUUAAGAAGAGAACAUCUCUGUAUGCUUGUGGUCCCUGAUGGUCCUGGCCAGGCUCUGGGGGGGCUUCAGAUCUCAGCCUGUAACUGUCCCCCUCCUAAGCUGCCUCUGCACUAGGAUGUUGCGGAAGGUUCUGCACAGGGGCCUGAGAAAUUGCUUUUCAAGACUUGGCUUUUUUAUUGCCAGCCAUCCAGUGUUUUUUAUCUCAGCCCCAGUAUUGAUCUCAAUCUUGCUGGGGGCCAGUUUCAGUAGGUACAGAGUAGAGGAGAACAUCGAAUAUUUGCUUGCCCCUAAACACAGCCUGGCCAAGAUAGAGAGGAACCUAGUGGAUAGCCUCUUCCCUGUAAAUCGAUCCAAGCAUCGUCUGUAUUCUGAUCUGCAAACUCCUGGAUGGUACGGCAGGGUCAUCAUCACAUCUUCUAGGAGAGCCAACAUGCUGGACCAACAUCACACCGAUCUUAUCUUAAAGUUGCAUUCAGCGGUGAAAAAGAUUCAAGUUCACAGACCGGGAUUUAAUUAUACAUUUGCUCAUAUCUGCAUGUUGAGCAAUCAGAAGACCUGCAUUGUGGAUGAUAUAAUUCAUAUCCUGGAAGAAUUAAAGGCAGCUCGCUCACAAAACAGAACAAACUAUAUCAUCACGUAUCCCAUCACAAUGUUAAAGGAUGGAAAAGAGGUGUAUAAUGGACACCAGCUGGGCGGUGUAACAGUUCACAGCAAAGAUCAGGUUAAAUCCGCUGAGGCCAUUCAACUCACAUAUUACCUUCAGGCAAUCAACUCCCUCAAUGAAGUGGUGUCAGAAAAAUGGGAAACUAAUUUUUGUGAAACUGUAGAAAGCUUCCAAAAAUUAAACAGGGAGGUCAAAUUGUACCCUUUCACUUCUUCAUCUCUAGGACAGGAUUUUCAAAAAACCAGCAGGGUUUCAGAGCGCUACCUGAUCACAAGCCUUGCCUUAGUUGUCUCACUGGCUGUAAUCUGUUGCUCCAUGCAAGACUGCGUCCGAAGCAAACCUUGGCUUGGUCUUCUUGGAUUGGUAACUAUCAGUCUUUCUACACUUACUGCUGCUGGAAUCAUCAAUUUAACGGGUGGAAAAUACAACUCUACUUUCCUGGGGAUUCCAUUUAUCAUACUAGGUCAUGGAUUAUAUGGAACAUUUGAAAUGCUGUCAUCUUGGAGGAAAACUAGAGAGGAUCAGCAUGUGAAAGAGCGGACUGCUGUUGUGUAUGCAGACACCAUGAUCUCUUUUACACUCACAACUGCCAUGUAUUUAGUCACUUUUGGGAUUGGUGCCAGUCCCUUCACCAACAUCGAAGCUGCAAGGAUUUUCUGUCGCAACUCAUGUAUAGCAAUCUUUUUCAACUACCUCUAUGUAUUGUCAUUCUAUGGCUCUAGCCUUGUGUUUACUGGGUACAUUGAGAACAAUUACCAGCAUAGUAUAUUCUGUAGAAAGGUGCCAAAGCCUGAAAUAUUACAGGUCAAGUCAUUGUGGUACAGAUUUCUUAUGACAGCAAAAUUUUGUGACGAUACAGCGGAUGCCGAAGAAACAAAUUCUUAUGAAAGUCAUCUUUUAGUUUGUUUCCUCAAGCGAUAUUACUGUGACUGGAUAACAAAUACAUAUGUGAAGCCUUUUGUAAUCCUCUUUUAUCUGGUUUAUAUUUCCUUUGCCUUAAUGGGCUAUUUGCAGGUCCAUGAAGGGUCAGAUCUAAGAAACAUUGUAGCAACCGAGACAAGAACAAUUACAUACACAACCGUCCAACAAAAGUAUUUCAGCAACUAUAGCCCGGUGAUAGGCUUUUAUAUUUAUGAAUCUAUAGAUUACUGGAAUACAAGUGUCCAGGAAGAUGUACUGGAAUACACAAAAGGCUUUGUCAGAAUAUCCUGGUUCGAGAGCUACUUGAACUAUCUCAGAAAAUUAAACGUGUCCACUGGAUUGCCUAAGAAGAAUUUUACAGAUAUUCUACGAUAUUCAUUUUUGAAAACCCCCCGAUAUGCACAUUUUUCAGAAGACAUAAUCAUACCCAAAAAAUAUAACAACAACGUUGAAGUGGUAGCCUCCAGAAUGUUUUUGGUUGCCAAAACUAUGGAAACAAACAGGGAAGAACUCUACGACCUUCUAGAGACUUUGAGAAAAUUGUCUUUGACCUCCAAAGUGAAAUUUAUAGUCUUCAAUCCAUCCUUUGUCUAUAUGGACAGAUACGCCUUGUCAAUCGGAGCACCUUUACAGAACUCUUGCAUAAGUGCUUUGUUUCUGUUGUUUUCCUCUGCGUUUCUAGUUGCAAAUUCUAUCAUUAAUGUCUGGAUCACUUUAACUGUUGUCUCUGUAGAAUUUGGAGUAAUCGGGUUCAUGACAUUGUGGAAAGUUGAAUUGGACUGCAUAUCCAUGCUUUGCCUAAUCUAUGGGAUUAAUUACACGAUAGACAACUGUGCUCCUCUUAUAUCAACUUUUAUCCUUGGAAAAGAAUUUUCAAGGACUAAAUGGGUAAAAAAUUCUCUGGAAGUGCACGGGGUAGCUAUUUUACAGAGCUACCUUUGUUAUACUGUUGGUAUGAUCCCUCUUGCAGCUGUGCCUUCAAAUCUGACCCGUACACUGUUUCGGUGCUUGUUUUUAAUAGCUUUUGUCACAUUCUUUCACUGCUUUGCUAUUUUGCCAGUUAUACUGGCAUUUGUUCCACCAUCAAAGAAGAAAAGGAAAGAGAAGAAAAUCCCAGAAAACUUCGAGGAAAUAGAGUGUGUUGAAAUGGUGGACUUGGCUAGCACGAGAGUAGUUGACCAAAUUACAACUGUCUGAUAUUUAAAAUUUUUACUUUUCACCCUAGGUCUUACUAGAAAAAAAUAUUUUAAUGGAACAUCUAAACUGUGUGGGUAAAAAUCAUGAAAAAUGUAUCCAAUACAGCCCAUAGGAUUGAUGUUUUGAAACAUACGUUUAGCCUCAAUAGAAAUGAACAGAUUUUACAAUAAAUGAUACUCACUUUUUAAAUACUGUGGUGAUAUAAUGAUAGUAGAGAAGAAUAUAUUUCUAAAUUUUGUGUAAAACGUACGUGCAUUGCCAUAAAUGGUACAAAAAUCUACACUUUUUUCCCCAGAAAACCCGGAGUCAUUAAAAUGGCCAAUUUUGGAAAUUUUUUGGAAUUUGACAGGUUGAAAAAUAAUUUAUUUCAGUGCUGUUUCAUUUUAUAAAACAAAUAGGACAGGCGUAAGAAACACUAGCAAAUUUUUCCAGCUAAAGAAAAAACAAUUAGCAAAUUUUUACUAAUUUGGAUUAUAGAAAAAGAUAAGCAAGAAUGGUUCUUUGUGCUUACAAUUUGAGAUUUAGGUUCAUUUUGUUGAUUUUUUUAUUAAUUAACUGAUGGUAAUAUGUUUCCCCUUCUAACUGUUUAACUGUUCUUUCUGCUAGAAGUGUAAUUAUUUUACUUCAUGUAGCUUUUUCAAUAAAAAAAAGAACAACUUUUUUUAUGCUUUUUAGAAUUAAUUAAACUGGC